Messenger RNA from Micromonas commoda, 2313 nucleotides. RefSeq names its product DNA mismatch repair protein-MLH2/PMS1/Pms2 family (gene Pms1). The record is from RefSeq and is a predicted model, not a curated record. Gene Ontology annotation, biological process: mismatch repair. Gene Ontology annotation, cellular component: MutLalpha complex. Gene Ontology annotation, molecular function: ATP hydrolysis activity; ATP binding; ATP-dependent DNA damage sensor activity. NCBI's taxonomy places the organism in Eukaryota, Viridiplantae, Chlorophyta, Mamiellophyceae, Mamiellales, Mamiellaceae. The transcript has 4 exons. The annotation marks the transcript as partial.
GGGCCCGAUGACCCCGCGCCCUCCACGGCCCUCCAGAAGGAGGCUCCCUCCAUACGCCCCAUCGGUGCGUCCUCCGUCCAUCGCAUCUGCUCGGGGCAGGUGGUGCUGGACCUGGCGGGCGCGGUGAAGGAGCUCGUCGAGAACGCGCUCGACGCGGGCGCCACGAACAUCGAGGUCCGGCUGCGCGAUCACGGACAGGACUCCGUCGAGGUGGUGGACAACGGAUGCGGGGUCAAGUCGGACGACCUGGCGAUGAUGACCAAGAAGUACGCCACGUCCAAGAUCCGACGCUUUGAAGACCUGGACGCGUUGGCGUCGUUCGGGUUCAGGGGCGAGGCGCUCUCGUCGCUCUGCGCGCUCAGCGACCUCUCGGUCACCACGCGCACCGCCGACUCCGACGCGGGUACCAGGGUGGAGUACGACGCCGAGGGAAACGUGCGCACCCGCGGCGUCGUCGCGCGCGCGGUGGGCACCACGGUGACUGUACAAAACGUCUUCGCCAGACUGCCCGUCCGACGCAAAGAGCUCGCGCGGAACGUCAAGCGGGAGUACGGGAAGCUCCUUAACAUCCUACAGGCGUACGCGCUGAUCAACCCGGAGACGAGGAUCGUGUGCUCGCACCAGGGCAAGGGCAAAAACGCGCCUCGACAGACGGUGCUCAACACGCAGGGCGGCGGGUCGCUUCGCGCAGCCGUCGCCACGGUGUUUGGCCACAAGACAAUCGACGGGAUGGUGUCCAAAGCCGCGCCCGGGUGCGGCAGAGGCGCCGGCGACAGGCAGUUUUUCUUCGUCAACGGUCGGCCGGUGGACCUCCCAAAAGCCGCCCGGGUGUGUAACGAGACGUACCGGCAGUACAAUCAGACGACGUCGGGGACGCCGUUCCCGUGCGUCGUGCUCGACUUUCGGCUCCCCACGGACGCGUACGACGUCAACGUCACGCCGGAUAAGCGCAAGGUUCUGUUGCACGGCGAGUCGAAAGUGUUGGCGGGUUUGAGAGGCGCGCUGGAAAAGAUUUGGUCCCCGACCGCGUACACGUACGCGGUGGCGGCGGCGGGAGCCGCGGACGGAUCGGAGACGACGCGUGUACGAGUGCACGACGCGAUUGGAGCCGCCCGGGAUGUUAUCGCGGGCGGACCGAGCGCGGCGACCCCGGCGCUUCCACCGGCGAGCGCGGUGGGGGUGAAGCGGGAGAGGGAGGAGGACGACGACGCGACAGUCGUCGCGCCGUCGGUUGACGUCAAGCGGGAGCCCGCGGAGGACCGAGUGCCGCGGGGUACGUCCGCGGCUGCGAGCGCGUGGGAGUCCUUCGGGAUGAACGCGCCGCGCCACAACACGGCGAACGACGCGACGACGACGGCGAACGAUCGUGUGGGGACGGGAAAGGUGGGGCGGACGCGCCGGACGUUUCCGUGCACGGUUCGUCAAAGUACGCGGCCGCGUCGUUCGGCGUCGAGCCGGGGCCCGCGCGCGAGAUUGUCGCGGACGAGGACGACGAGUCACCGGGCGGCGACUCACCGGGAGGCGCGCGUGAAGCGUCGACGGGAAGGGACGCGCGGCGCGUCGGUGAACGAUCGAGCGACGGCGGAGGGUGGCCUGGGCCCCGCGCUGAACGAGGGGGGCGACGAGGUUGCCACCGGCGAGCUCGAGCGGGUGUUUCGCCGCGAGGACUUUCGCGACAUGAGAGUCGUCGGUCAGUUCAACCUCGGUUUCAUCCUCUGCACCCUGGGCGACGACCUCUUCAUCGUCGAUCAGCACGCGUCCGACGAGAUCUACAACUUCGAACGGCUCCAGCGCACCACGACGUUGAACCGGCAGCCGCUCUUGGUCCCCAAAAAGCUGGAGCUGACCGCCGCGGAGACGCAGACGGUGCACAGAAACAUGCCCACGUUUCUCGCCAACGGCUUUGGAUUUUGCGAAGUCGACCAGCCGCCGCCGACGGUUCGCAGCCUCGCGCUCAACUCCGUGCCCUUCAGCAAGGGCAUCACCUUCGGCGCCGACGACGUGCACGAGCUGAUCGGCAUGCUGGAUCAGGGCGAGUACGCGUUGCCCGCCAGGUCGCAGCUCACGGUGGGACUCUCGCGGCAAUCGACCGGCACCCCCGGGUCCGGCUUGUCGGUGUCCGAGAUUGUCCGGCCGUCCAGGGUCCGCGCCAUGCUCGCCAUGCGCGCGUGCCGCUCGAGCAUCAUGAUCGGGAAGGCGCUCGACGCGAAGACGAUGCGAAGGGUGCUGGAUAACCUGAGCGACCUGCAGGCGCCGUGGAACUGUCCCCACGGGAGGCCGACCAUGCGACACCUCGCGGAUCUGCGGAAGCUG